AUGGCGCUCGUCGCCGGCCGUGCUCCGGCCGGGCCCUUCGAUCGCCAAAUAUCUAGGAUGGUUCCCCAUCUCGUGCUCUCGCUGUGUAUGUCCUCGCACGGCCGAAACCCGCUGCCGUUCACCGGCGGCGAGAUCGCCGUGGCUCCCACCUGUGUGAAGCUUGACCGGAUUGACUUCCAGGCCACAAACAACAUCACAGAGUACAAAGGUUUGCUUGCUAGUCUUCGAGUAGCUUCUGCACUUGGCAUCUGCCUCCUCCUCGUGCAUGGGGAUUCACAACUCGUGGUGAAGCAAGUUAGCAAGGAGUAUCCAACCUCAGAUAAGACCAUGACAGCUUACCUUGUGGAGGUGAAGAAGCUAGAAAAGAAAUUUGUUAGACUCGAGGUCAGGUACAUCUAA
Phragmites australis (common reed) is the source of this 399-nucleotide messenger RNA. RefSeq lists its product as uncharacterized. NCBI's taxonomy places the organism in Eukaryota, Viridiplantae, Streptophyta, Magnoliopsida, Poales, Poaceae. The coding region runs from base 1 to 399 and encodes 132 amino acids. Gene Ontology annotation, molecular function: nucleic acid binding; RNA-DNA hybrid ribonuclease activity. The record is from RefSeq and is a predicted model, not a curated record. The transcript is spliced from 2 exons.